AUGACGAGGAACAUCAAAGGACCGAGCUUCACCGAACCUGGGCUCCACUCAUUUGACAACGUCUUCUUCUACUGCCUCGACGCACCCAAGGACGCUAAACCUCCAGUGCCCACUGGAAAUGCCACCCCAGCGCGGCGUCGCAAGCCUUCAAAACGUGAUGAGCAUGUCUGGGACGUGCAAGCCAGAAUCGAGAAGUACACGGACUGCAAAAUCAUCAACGUUCGCCUGAAACAAGCAAACAACGUCGAUGCUCUCUACGACUACAUUGACAAGGAGUUGGAAACCAAGACGGAGGACGACUUGGUGAUCUUUUACUACUACGGCCAAGCAGGGGCAAAGGAUCGAGAGUACUCCUGGAAAUUUGACGGACCCAAACAUGUAUACUUCAAUGCCUAUGACAUCUUUGGGCUGUGCGGAGCCUCUGGUCUUGCCUGCAUGUUCCUUCUGGAUUGCGACAUUCCGACCCUCUGGCUGGAGAAACUGCCAACUCCAAAGGGGCACAUCUCCGUCUUUGCACGUGGUGGACAGCUGAGAAAACCCAACGGAGAGAUCGAAGACGAUGACCACAGCYUUACCGAGAGCUUUACCGACAAUCUGAGUGCUCUUGCAAAAGACACCGACCCCGGAAAGAGGGCUCUACGCACAAUUCCACAGCUGAUCACGCCACCCCAGUCAAAGCCGACUUGGUCAGUGAAUCGCAUCGACACACUCUUCGAGAGUAAGGUUGGAACUCCCACCAUGAACAUCGUGGUCGAUCCGGAGAGAGUCAGACAGAACAAGGCCGAAAUCGAAGACGCAAAGUUUGGAGAAGUGGAGUUCUUCCUCCGAGUGAGAAUGAAGGGCGAUAAAAAACGCCCGGAGCUGGUCGUUCGAUCUCCUGACUCGACUCCUGCCGAUAUCGUGGCACCUCUUACACCAAGCCCCGUCCAGACUCAGGUACACACUGCAGUGAUGGUAGCACCUCCCACACCUUCGGCUUCCGCGGCGGGAAGAUCUGGCGCCAGUGGCCGGUCUACGAACGACGAAGGCUACAACUCCGACGACUCCGACGAGUCGACACUGUUCCUCAACCAAAGCCGUCGUCGGGCGUCAACCCCACCGACGGAAUGA
Molecule: messenger RNA, 1110 nt
Organism: Ramularia collo-cygni
Lineage: Eukaryota; Fungi; Ascomycota; Dothideomycetes; Mycosphaerellales; Mycosphaerellaceae
Exons: 3
Coding region: 1-1110 (369 amino acids)
Source: RefSeq, a predicted model, not a curated record